Molecule: messenger RNA, 363 nt
Organism: Racocetra persica
Lineage: Eukaryota; Fungi; Glomeromycota; Glomeromycetes; Diversisporales; Gigasporaceae
Source: the annotation of a GenBank genome assembly
AUGAUUUAUGAUUUAGCAAGUGAAGAACUAUUGAAUAAUGACUUUUUCUCAGAUAAAGAUACUGUGUUUGAAUUGGAUGAAGAAAUACAAUCUAUAGAUUUCGAUUAUGAUGAAAUUAUUAGUAAUAUUACUAAGCAAAGUAUCUCAAUUAAAAACCUAGUAGACACAACAGAUAUUUUGGAUAAAAUUAAACAAAAUAUAUAUAAUACACUAAUAUACUAUUGGAAUGAUCCAAAUGAUCUUGGUUUAAUAACAACCUUGCUAAACCCUCAUUACAAAAGUUUAGACUUUCUCAGUAAUGAUUCUGAAAAACAAUUUAUUAUUCAAAAACUUCAUAAUAAAUUUAGUGAAAUAGAAGAAUCA